AAAUAUAUUCUUUAAACUUGGAGACCAGAAUGGUCGUGUAGAUUUGAACCAAGUUCAAAGCUUUGUCUUUUCAGAUCCGCCAUAGGUGCAGAGGGCUUGUACUUUCCGAGUUCUCUGGAGGGCAGUCGGGUUCUUCUUUCAUGGGCCUUAAACAGGCCUACAGAUACCCGUCUUCCUCUUCUCGAUCAACACCUGGGUUUUUUCGACGCUUGGAAUCCAUGAGAACAAGAAAGAUUUUGGGGGUUUCUCUGUCCCUCAUUCUCAUUAACAUGGCUGCUAUAAAGGAGCGAGCCGAUGAGAAUCUCAUCCCAUCAGUAUACAAAGAAGUCAGUGAAGCUUUCAAUGCUGGGCCAUCUGAUCUUGGAUAUCUCACAUUCAUCAGGAACUUUGUGCAGGGAAUGGCAUCUCCCCUUGCAGGUGUAUUAGUCCUCCUAUAUGACCGCCCCACUGUACUUGCAAUGGGGACUUUCUGCUGGGCGAUAUCAACUGCUGCAGUGGGUGCAAGCCACCAUUUUGGUCAAGCUGCAAUCUGGAGAGCAGUGAAUGGUUUCGGACUGGCAAUUGUUAUACCGGCACUUCAGUCUUUCAUUGCUGAUAGUUACAAGGACGGCGUGAGAGGGGCAGGGUUUGGGAUGGUGAGCCUUGUUGGCUCUUUGGGCGGCAUUGGAGGUGGUGUAGUGGCCACACUUAUGGCCGGUGACAUGUAUUGGAGCAUACCUGGAUGGCGUAUUGCCUUCGUUCUAAUGGCAGCACUGAGUUCUCUAAUUGGCUUCCUUGUGUUCAUAUUUGUUGUUGACCCUAGAAAAGUAGUUCCUAUCACUCAUGGUGCUGACCAGAGUUUUGAGAGAGAUGAUUUGCUAAUGAAGGGCACUACUACUUCAACUGCAGCAUCAGUUUGGUUGGAAUCUUGGACAGCCAUGAAGUCAGUCGUUAAAGUGAAAACAUUUCAAAUAAUCGUCUUGCAGGGCAUUGUUGGGUCCCUGCCAUGGACUGCCAUGGUGUUUUUCACUAUGUGGUUCGAACUUAUCGGUUUUGAUCACAACAGUACAGCAGCUCUCCUCAGUCUCUUUGCUAUUGGAUGUGCUACAGGGUCUCUUCUUGGUGGGAUCAUAGCAGAUCGAAUGUCACGGAUCUAUCCCCACACCGGUCGCAUCAUGUGUGCUCAGUUCAGCGCCUUCAUGGGAAUCCCAUUUUCAUGGUUUCUACUCAAAGUAAUCCCACAAUCAGUAGACAGCUAUUACACAUUUGCAGUCACUCUCACCCUGAUGGGCUUGACUAUCAGCUGGAAUGCUACUGCUGCAAAUGGUCCCAUGUUUGCUGAGGUUGUUCCUACCAAACACCGAACUAUGAUUUAUGCAUUUGAUCGGGCUUUUGAAGGAUCCUUCUCUUCUUUUGCUGCUCCUUUGGUUGGAAUUCUUUCAGAGAAGAUGUUUGGCUAUGAUGCAAAAUCUGUAGAUCCGAUUAAAGGGUCUACGAGGGAGGCCUUUGCAUUAUCACAAGGGCUUAUUUCCAUGAUGGCAGUUCCAUUUGGUUUGUGUUGCUUGUUUUAUACGCCAUUGUAUGUGAUCUUCAGAAAGGACCGAGAGAGUGCUAGAGUUGCGAGCGCAAAAGAGGAAGAGAUGAGCCUGACGAAGUGAAAUGAGGUAUUCCUUAUGUCGUAGGAGCAGCAAGUAUGUGUGAAAAUAGAAUACGUCUGACUUCACAUUUCUUAUGCAGUCAUGCAUAUGGCAUUUUCUUUAGAUUUAGUCUUCAAAGCUUAUACGCAAUCAUCUAGAAUAUACAGUGACAAGUUUGAGAAGAUAUUGUGUUGAACUUUGAGGCUCAGAGAUUUGUGAUAGGGAGCUUAUACCAUUUUCAAAUUAUUACUCAUUGAUGGUAAAUCGCAAACUGUGCAUUUAGCAAUACACGUCUAGGAGGGUUUGAACAUUGUGGUGAAUGUGAUUUGAUGAUAUAGUGAUGUAACAACUUCGUUUCCUCUGGGAAUGGUUGUGUAUUUUUGAAACAUGAGGGGUUUGUAAAACUCUGAUGUCAAAGCUAAAGAAGAAUAAGAAGUGCUUUAGCAGGUUGUAAUUCUAUAAGAUGCUAUUGUGUCGUAAACUUUUUCGCCUUGAGCAUAUGGUACAAGGACACCGUUUAAUCUUAUAUUGGCUGCUGCAACAAGUUUGAAGAGUCUCCCGUUAAGUAGGGUUAAAGAAGACAAACAGAAGUUACAGAAAGCCAACACAUUUAUAAUUCAUACUUACAC
Molecule: messenger RNA, 2245 nt
Organism: Argentina anserina (silverweed cinquefoil)
Lineage: Eukaryota; Viridiplantae; Streptophyta; Magnoliopsida; Rosales; Rosaceae
Exons: 4
Coding region: 141-1637 (498 amino acids)
Biological process (GO): transmembrane transport
Cellular component (GO): membrane
Molecular function (GO): transmembrane transporter activity
Source: RefSeq, a predicted model, not a curated record